AAUUAGUUUGUGAUUUUUUGGAAACAAAAUAAGGAAAAGUGAUAAUAUUCUGGUGUUUUAGGGCAGCCUAUCGGUAAGAUCCACCUACAGCCUAACGCCGUCUCAUCUCUAACCCGUCCUGCUAUCAAGACGGUCCUCUGUCGCGCGCACGGAGCAAACAUGAGUGUUUAGAGGAGCUGUGUGACCCACCAGCGCAAGCAAGGACAUUGCCUUUCGCAGUGGUUACACCACUCGGCAGGGCGUGAAUUCUGAACCUUAUUUACCGAGACUGUUGCAUCUGCUUCUGCUGUCCAGCUGCUGUUCGUUCUACAUGACCAGCCCUGAGGUGCAUCGGGGCCUUUCGUUACGUCGCAGCACGGCCGAACCGUUUUCGGUUGUCCCUGGUUGGUUUCGAUGUGAUUGUUUGCAACACCGUUUCUAACGUCCUCCACAACCCAUUGUCCUCAGCAGUGUGUCACAUUUCACGCUCGGUUGAAAAGAUCCCGCUUCAGUCAUCUGGUGCCCUCGGGUUCACAAGGCACGACCGACCUGUGAACCACCUUACCUGCAGCUGGCCUGCACACGGUGAAAGCAAUGAGCACCAGCUUUGCUCCGGAAAUACCGUACUCGAACGAUGGAGCCAACAACCACGCAAAGUCGACGAACGCAACUAACAACAAUAACAAUGGAUCGUGCGUCAGCGCCAUCGACGACGAGGAUGGUCAGGGUCGGGCGGAGCAGGGCGAGGACCGGUACGCAUUCGCCUGCGACGAUCCGCCGUCGGACACAGUAACGAAGGCGGCGAUGAACGGGGCCACCUCGGACAGCCUGGAAGACCUGGAGGACGUUUACAAAACGUGCAACAGCCAGUCGGUGGUCGAGUGGAUCAACGAUGACGACGAGUUGGAGCGUUUGGACCUACCGACGAUGCCGCUCGACCCAACCAAUACCGUGUUCAAUCGGGUGGACAGCUCGGACAUUAUCUACCAGGAGAAGAAGAAAAAGUGCAAGCUUGUCGGCAAGUACGUCAUGGGGGAUGUGCUCGGUGAGGGAAGCUACGGCAAGGUAAAAGAGGUGCUCGAUUCCGAAACGCUUAGUCGACUGGCAGUGAAGAUACUAACCAAAAGGAAACUACGACGCAUUCCAAACGGUGAGCAAAAUGUUCGGCGGGAAAUCAAACUGCUCCGCACGCUCCAGCACCGGAACGUGAUCGAGCUGCUGGACGUGCUGUACAACGAGCAGAAGCAGAAGAUGUAUCUCAUCAUGGAGUACUGUGUCGGUGGGCUGCAGGAGAUGCUCGAUUCGGUUCCGCAGAAACGGCUGCCGAUACACCAGGCGCACGGCUACUUCGUGCAGCUGCUGGACGGGCUGGAGUAUCUGCACGGCCGGGGGAUCAUCCACAAGGACAUCAAGCCGGGCAAUUUGUUGCUGACACUCGAUCAUACGCUUAAAAUAUCGGACUUUGGUGUAGCCGAAGCGCUGGAUACAUUUGCACCGACGGACGAAUGCACGACCGGCCAAGGAUCACCUGCCUUCCAGCCGCCGGAGAUUGCGAACGGACAUGAGGUAUUCUCAGGAUUUAAAGUCGAUAUCUGGAGCACGGGCGUAACACUAUACAAUAUAACAACCGGACUGUAUCCUUUCGAAGGUGAUAAUAUUUAUAAACUAUUAGAAAACAUAGGUAAAUGUGAGUGGACGCCGCCCGACUGGCUGGAACCACGGUUGGCCGAUUUGCUGGUGAACAUUCUUCGGGCGGAUCCGUCGCAACGUUUCACGUUACAGCAGAUCCGGGCUCAUGAAUGGUUCCAGUUCGCACCGGAUGCCACCAGUCCACUCGUCCCGAUACCACCGUUAAAAGGCGAUUGGCAGAGAUGUUCCACAGUGUUGCCUUACUUGAUCGCGCAUCACUACGAGAGUGAUCGUGACAUGCCGCCAGUGUACUACACGGAACACGAUAUUAAUGAAGAGAUGGCCCGACAACGGUACGACCCACAGGAAGGCCUUUACGAUCGCCACUACCUUGCCCCGACGCUGGAUUCGCUCUCGUUUCACUCGGAAGACGAUCAAUCGAGGUAUGGUGGUGGUGGUGGUGCCAGCGGCUACCCACCGCACACCAGCAGCACCAGUGGCCGUACGGUGACCGAAAAGCGCCCCUCGAGAAGCUUUUCCCUUUCGCCGAAGGCAAGCCUGAAGCACGCGGUCGGCAGUUGCCCUGCCAGCACCGGAAAUAGCGGCACCAAGCGGCGAUCGCGCAAGACCGUCUCGUGCAUAUCGUGGCGAAAAUGGCCUCAUUGCCGUCAGUCGUGAAUUGUCGUUGUGUACAGCAGUAGGAACAGGAACUGGCAAACAGAAAAAGAAAAAAGAAACGAGCUAAUCAAGUUGCGCGUGGAAUUCAUUACUCAGGUUUCCGUAAGCACUCGCUGCCGACGAGCUGCCAAGCAAGCACAUUCAUUAGGAAGUAACCCCUUGUACAGAGACGUGGGCUCACUUUGAAGUCGAAACGGUCGAUUUUGUUUUCUUUCGGUUUUAAUUGUUUCGUUCUGUUUUAAAAUUUGCGAGACGCGUUGACGAACACUGAACGUAAACGAACCGCUGUGUUCCGAUUUGGCUUGUGUCCUUGGAUAGUAGAUAAUUAGGGAAAUAUUAUUUUAUUCACUCACCCUCUAUUUUGAUGCAUUAUAACCAUUUUGUUUUUGUUUUGUUUGUUUGUUGCCCUCACAAGCCACUUGAUCAGUUGGUUCACGACCGGUCUUUUCGGUUUCGUAACAUGCCAAGUUGAUAAUAAAUACCUAUACCCUUCGACUCCACUAGAAACAAGCCUAUGCGUGCAAAACAAACCACCUAUCUACAUUAGUCAGACACACCAAAAUUACAUUUACAUUCAGUUAGUGAAAUGAGGGAAAAGCACUCGCUACGCUAAGGACGAGCCACUAGUGCAGCCACUGAAGCAAACACCCGGAUCGAUCCGGCCUUAGACAAUUUCCAUUCGGUAAGCUGAACCGCGCUAGAUUGGAGAACGAAUAUUCCAUACGCUUUUUUUGCAACUGCUGACCACGCUUGUUCGCUAGAUUAACUAGAAUAGCUUCACUAUCCGCGCCUGGUCGUUUGUCCUCGCAGACAAUGCCAAUGUUAGCGGUGUCCCAGGCAAUGCUUGUCGAUGUCGAAAGGAGAGAAACAGGAAACACAAUGGCGCAUACUCAUAUAGUUGUCCUAGUCACGUUGCUAGGGCGGGGAGAGCAACUCGAUCGUCGAUCGGAUGCAAUAUCCGGCAGUGUGUUUUCUUAUGCGCUUGGAGUUCGAACACCAUUACACCACGAUUUGAACGGAUGCGAUCCCGCCCAGGAAAUGGUCUUCUAGGCAUUUUACCAGAAACAAAAAAUCAAAAAGGAAUAACGUUCAUCCACACCUGGUGGGGUUGUUGGUCAAAACCGCACGACACGCCGUUCGCUCGGUCGGCGUUGUUGUUGCCGUUGUGAGAAUCUGCACGGUCACACGGCAUCAAUCAGUCUUCCUCUUGCCAUAACACGGUAGUCAUGCGACGGCUAGUAAUCAUGAUCAUAGGACUACGUACACACCUGAGCAAAUGUAUAAAGGUGGAUGGCUUUAACGAAUCAAAUCAAGUACCCACAACCCGCUAGGCCCGAUAGGCACGUGUUAGAUUCGCGCGGCGGUACACAUUAUUGAAGACAUGCAGUGUUUAUCGUAUACAUAUAUAUACUACAGAUUGUAUAGGCAAGCAAAACAUGGGCAGAUUGUGAGUUUUAGUAAUUUAGAAGAGAAAACAUUAAACGGGGUGGUGUAACAUUAACACAAUUGAAAGAAGCGGGACGUAGUAGUAAAACGCUAAAGGGGUAUAAAAUGCAACCGUUGUUAGCGCUAAGCAUGGUUAAGUGAGUGGAGAAAAAGAGAUAGAAAUACAUAAUUUUGUAAUUUAUGGAACCAGAAAACAAGUCACGCUAAAAUAAAAUCAAUUGUUCGUGUA
This is a messenger RNA of Anopheles coustani, 3961 nucleotides long. RefSeq names its product serine/threonine-protein kinase stk11 (gene Lkb1). Gene Ontology annotation, cellular component: cytoplasm. Bases 574 to 2286 code for a protein of 570 amino acids. Gene Ontology annotation, molecular function: protein kinase activator activity; protein serine/threonine kinase activity; ATP binding. Lineage: Eukaryota; Metazoa; Arthropoda; Insecta; Diptera; Culicidae. The transcript is spliced from 6 exons. The record is from RefSeq and is a predicted model, not a curated record. Gene Ontology annotation, biological process: protein phosphorylation; intracellular signal transduction; establishment of cell polarity.